Rhododendron vialii is the source of this 1065-nucleotide messenger RNA. RefSeq lists its product as uncharacterized. Gene Ontology annotation, biological process: DNA integration. The coding region runs from base 1 to 1065 and encodes 354 amino acids. The record is from RefSeq and is a predicted model, not a curated record. Gene Ontology annotation, molecular function: nucleic acid binding; RNA-DNA hybrid ribonuclease activity. Lineage: Eukaryota; Viridiplantae; Streptophyta; Magnoliopsida; Ericales; Ericaceae. The transcript is spliced from 2 exons.
AUGAGGAUUGCCAUCAAAGCACAAGUCCUUGCAGAUUUCCUUGCGGAAUACACUUAUCCAGAACCAGAUGAGUUACCCAAAGAGGAACCAAAACCUUGGGUCCUUCAGGUUGAUGGAUCAACAACCAGAGAAGCAAGCGGAGCUGAAUAUGAAGCUCUUGUCGUUGGAUUGGAACUGGCUAAGGCCAUUGGUGCCAACCAUGUGUUAGCCAAAAGUGAUUCACAGUUGGUUGUAGGACAAGUCCUAGGAGAAUACACUGUGAAAGAAGAGGUAAUGCAGAAGUACUUGGAUAAAGUAAAGGCCCAAGUUGCUAAGCUACAAAGCUUCAGUAUUGUCAGGAUCCCAAGGGAGGAGAACAUUGAAGCUGAUUAUUUGGCAAAACUGGCCACGGCUAAGGAGGAUGCUAUUCCAGGGAAUACCCCAGUACGAUACUUGGAAUUAUCAAGUAUCUUUGCCCCAAACGUACAAGUUCAAGCUAUUGACUACAACAGUUCAUGGGCAGGCCCCAUAGUUGAGUACAUAACAAAUGGGACCUUACCAGACGACAAGGACAAAGCUAGGCAGCUCAAGAUCAAGGCUGCAAAAUACCUAAUGAUGGGAGAUAUGCUGUAUAGAAGGAGCUUCUCAUUACCAUACCUUAGAUGUCUGACCACGGCAGAAUCUAUACGGGCUAUGGAAGAGGUCAACCAAGGGGUAUAUGGGGACCACCAAGGUAGCCGCAUGUUAGCCUACAAACUCCUUAGGUUGGGAUACUACUGGCGAAGCAUGCAAAAAGAUUGCAACUCUAUGGUCCAAAAAUGUGAGAAAUGCCAACGCUUUGUAAACAUCAUUCAUGGAUCCCCCACGACCUUAACUCCAAUGAAGGGACCUUGGCCGUUUGCCCAAUGGGGAGUAGACCUAAUUGGCCCACUCCUUAAAGCAGCAGGCCAAGUCCAGCAUGCCAUUAUAGCUGUGGAUUAUUUUACAAAGUGGGUCGAAGCUAAGGCACUGGCCACAAUCACAGCAGAGGUUACAAUUGAUUUCUUAUGGAAGAUAAUCAUUAGCCGUUUUGGUUACCACGAGUGA